Messenger RNA from Entamoeba dispar SAW760, 1539 nucleotides. RefSeq lists its product as uncharacterized. Gene Ontology annotation, cellular component: nucleus. Bases 1 to 1539 code for a protein of 512 amino acids. Gene Ontology annotation, molecular function: nuclear import signal receptor activity. NCBI's taxonomy places the organism in Eukaryota, Evosea, Mastigamoebida, Endamoebidae. Gene Ontology annotation, biological process: NLS-bearing protein import into nucleus. The record is from RefSeq and is a predicted model, not a curated record. The transcript has a single exon.
AUGUUUAGAAAAGGAAAUGAUUCAAUAACUGAUCAAUGUGCAUUAAGAAGCUCUAGCCUGUUAAAGAAAAGAAAUGAGAGAAGAAAUAAAAUGCUUAAUAAUAGAAGGUCUAUAAAAUCAGAAGAUGAACAUGAAGAACAAAACGUUAAUCCACCUCAAUUACAUGAACUUUGUACACAAGUGUUAUCACCAACACCAGAAAUAGUAUUUAAUGCAAUUCACUUAAUUAAAAGUAUUGUAAAAAAGAGUUCUCGUAUACCAGAUAAAUUCAGUGAAGUUGUUAAAGAAUUAUUUACAAAUGGAGUAAUAAAUAAACUUAUUGAAUAUAUUCAAAUAACAAUACCAAAUCAACCUACUAAUGAUAUACUUAAUAUUCUUAUUUAUAUUACUGGAGAUGAUACUGGAACAGACAAAUUACUAGCAUUAAAUAUUAUUCAAGUUUUAUUACCUUAUCUUAAUAAUCAACAAUACUUUCAAAGUAUUUGUUGGAUUUAUUGUAACCUUGUUUGUAGUAAUAUUAUGGCAAGAGAUGAUGUAUUUAAUUUAUCAAUGCCUGUUCUUCUUCCAAUGAUACAAAAUGGACUAGUACCACAAAACAAAUACUUAAUUUGGUUAUUUAACAACUUUUCAUUUCUUUCUCCAAAAAUUAAUUUUGAUUUAUAUAAACCAUGUUUUGAUUAUUUGUUGUCAUGUCUUGCUACAAAUGAUGGAACUAUUAUAUCUGAAAUAUUUAUUUGUUUUUCACGUCUUCUUUCUGAUGAAACUAUUUGUGAAAAAAUAUUAAGUCAAGUUGCUCCUUUAUUAGUUAUUGGAUUAAAAGAAAGAAAUAGUGAAGUUGUUAAAGAAGCACUUAAUGGAAUUGGUGUAGCAUGUGGUGUAACUGAUAUACCAAUUAAUUAUUUUGUUAAACAAGGAGUAUUAGAUGUAUGGAAUGCGAUUAUAAUAGAAGGAGAUAAUGAAAUAAAACAAACAGCUACAUGGUGUUUAUCAAAUAUACUUGGUGGAAAAGAUUCAUCUCCAGCAGAAUUAUUUGUAGAUAAGAAAUACAUAAAAGUUUUAGUUAAUGAAAUCAUAAAUAGUACUGAUAGAAUAUAUAAUGUAGAUUGUGGGUAUUGUCUUAUUAACACAAUUGUUGUUGUACGUGAAGAGUAUAUAGCUCGUAUUAUGAGAACACCAGAAAUAUGUACUGCAUUUGAUUCAUUACUUCGUUUAAAACAUAAAACAAAAGAAAUUAAAAAUACUUUCUUACAUUGGAUGAUUAAAGUAUUAAGAAUUGUAUUAAUUAUUGGUGAAAAAUAUAAGUCAAGUAAUGAAAAUGUAUACGCUGUUAUGAUGGAAGAUUGUUCUGUAUUUUCUGCUUUACAACUAUUAGAAGAUGAUUCAGAAACAACAUUGGAUAAUUGUGAAGAAAUUAAUGAACUUCUUGAGUCUUUUAGUAUUCGUGAUAGAGAGCUUAGUAAUCUUAGUGAAGAUUUUUAUUAUACCAACUCAUAUGAAACAACUAGUUUUGAUUCAGAUAGUGAUAUAGAAGAGAAUUAA